Armigeres subalbatus is the source of this 1542-nucleotide messenger RNA. Its product is annotated as large ribosomal subunit protein P2-like. Gene Ontology annotation, biological process: cytoplasmic translational elongation. The transcript has 2 exons. NCBI's taxonomy places the organism in Eukaryota, Metazoa, Arthropoda, Insecta, Diptera, Culicidae. Gene Ontology annotation, cellular component: ribosome; cytosolic large ribosomal subunit. Gene Ontology annotation, molecular function: structural constituent of ribosome. The record is from RefSeq and is a predicted model, not a curated record.
CAUUUUUUUUAAACUUCGUGGGACCUUACGCCACCCGAUCCUCAAGUUCGCUUGCGAUUUCCGGAACGAGACGAUAAUGAUAUUUUCUGGGCAUUUGCUGUGAUAACUGGGAUGCAAUAUCUGCCACUUGUGUACUCCAACAGCUGCGGCUACAAUUUUCCUGGCCUUCGAAAUGUCCUCGGCCCUCAGACGGCUGGUAACAGUUAAGCCACUAGGAUCGUUUGCUCCGGUCAGUCACGCAAUGGAACCAUCGUUGGAGAAAUACUGCCCGGAAUUCUUUUGUAGUUAAAACGUCCAAACAAGUGGGCUAAGUUUCAAUUUUGUGCCGCUCUCGUUUCGUGUCGGAAGGUCUUCAAAAAUGCGAUACGUGGCUGCAUACCUCCUGGCUGUCCUCGGCGGAAACGCCAGCCCAUCGGAUGCCGACAUCGAGAAGAUCCUAGGCUCGGUUGGUAUCGAGGCCGAUUCGACCCGCGUCACCAAGGUGGUCAACGAGCUCAAUGGCAAGUCGGUGGAGGAACUGAUUGCCUCCGGUCACAAGAAGCUGUCGUCGAUGCCAGCUGUUUGAACCGCUGCUGAUGCUGCUGUUUGAACCGCUCCGGCUGCUGAUGCUGAUGCUCCUGCUGAUGGUGCCGCUGCCGCUCCUGCUGAAGAGAAGAAGGAAGAGUCGGAACCAGAGGACGACGUCAUGGGCUUCGGUCUCUUUGAAUAAGAAAGGAUUCAACCACAUCAUUGGGAUGUGUCGAUGACCAUUCGUACGAAAGGUACGAAUAUUUUUUUCUGUGAAAUAAGUUUCAGUUCAUGUAUUCGGCUAUUCGGCAACAUAAAUGUUAAAGGAAAACUGCUGAAAUGUAUUAUCUCUAUAGAGCUUGUAAUAAAACCCGAGUUAAAGCAAUAAAAUAUUUGAUGUAUUUUGUAUUUGAUUCGUAAAAUAAUAAUUUUAAGCAAAAAGAUUUUAAAAUCCAAAACAAAAAAAAAUCACCCAUAUAUGAGUCAAUUUAACCUAUAAUAAAGUACCCAAAAAUAGGUGAACUUUACCAAUAUUUCCAUGAACCGAUUGUACUCAAAUAUGAGUAAAUGUCAAUUCACCCAUAAAUACGUAUGUGCACUUUUUCGAGAUUAUAGGUAUAGUUCACCCAUAUUUAGGUGAACUGAACUAAGCGUGUAGACCGCUGUCAGUUGCAUGAGAUGUCAACAAUCGUCAACAACACCAAUGAUUGUAGCUUGAUAAUUAAAAAUAUCCACAACAAUAAAAGAGCAGGAUUAAUUUUUAAAUUCUGCUCAAGCUUUUCACGGUGAAAUAAAAGGAAAAUUGUUGUUCUCCAUGUCUCGUCUCAGGCAUGGACGAAGGAAACUUCCCAGAUCGAUGGAAACGGCAGAAAUUGGUGCUAUUACCGAAGCCUGAUGGCAAACAGCCGGGGGAUCCUUCGGCAUAAGGUUGGUAUCGUGUUCAAAAGAAAUUUCGUUUUCUAUCUCAAUCACAUGUUAGAUUUCGUUCACUGAAUCGGAAAAGUAAAAAAUCGAAACAAAAUUCUUAUAACAGUA